This is a messenger RNA of Dissoconium aciculare CBS 342.82, 1770 nucleotides long. Its product is annotated as MFS general substrate transporter. The transcript is spliced from 5 exons. Gene Ontology annotation, biological process: xenobiotic detoxification by transmembrane export across the plasma membrane. NCBI's taxonomy places the organism in Eukaryota, Fungi, Ascomycota, Dothideomycetes, Mycosphaerellales, Dissoconiaceae. Gene Ontology annotation, molecular function: fluconazole transmembrane transporter activity. The record is from RefSeq and is a predicted model, not a curated record. The coding region runs from base 1 to 1770 and encodes 589 amino acids.
AUGCUCGAGCUCUUCCGCGAUACGACCUUCGGUCGCCUGUUACGUAUCGUUACCCGUAACAAGAUCCUCCAAUUUGAAGACGAGAAAGACCCUUCCAUCUGGAAACGCUACGUCGAUGUCGAAGGUUCCGGCCAUCUCGCUCACCACGGCUCCACCGAGCCCCCAGAAGAAGGUCAAGGUUCACCCGAACGCGUCACCGGCGACCUUCACUCGCACUCAGACGACGAGAAGGAGAAAGACCCUGAAGACUCUGAUGGCACCCGUGUUCCCUCGGGAGGCGAGAACGUUAAUUAUGCUAGCGGCGUGAAGGUCGAUGGUGAGAAGGGGAAGGAUAUCCACCUCGUCUCCUGGUACGGCGAAAACGACCCCGAGAACCCUCAGAACUGGUCGCUCUUCAAGAAAUGCUUCGUCACCGGCCUCAUCUGCCUCCUCACCACCUCCGUCUACAUCGGUUCCUCCAUCUACACUCCGGGCAUCAUGAACAUCAUGGAAAUCUUCGGCGUCUCUAAAGUCGCCGCCACACUCGGCUUGACGCUCUUCGUCGCCGGCUACGGUAUCGGACCUAUGUUGUGGGCUCCCAUGAGCGAGAUUCCUCAGAUCGGACGUAACCCCAUUUACCUCGGUACCUUGGCUGUAUUCGUCGCGUUCCAAGCCCCUACCGCCUUGGCUAGCAACUUCGGUAUGCUUCUCGCCUUCCGCUUUCUGACCGGGUUCUUCGGCUCGCCUGUGCUUGCUACUGGCGGUGCGUCCAUCGGCGACAUCUGGAGCCCCAAAGUUCGCGCCUACCCGAUCACUAUCUGGGGUAUCGCCGCCAUCUGCGGUCCAGUUUUGGGUCCUUUGGUUGGUGGCUAUGCCGUGCAAUUUGCUCCCGUUGCAGAUCCCAUCACAGCGCCCUGGGCCUGGCCGAUUUGGGAAUUGAUGUGGUUGUCGGCGUUUUGCUUGGUCAUGUUGUUCUUCUUCUUUCCCGAGACCAGCGCGAACAACAUCCUGGUGCGCCGCGCCCAGCGUCUGCGCAAAGUCACUGGUAACGACAAGCUCAUCUCUCAGCCGGAACUCAUGUCGCAGGAGAUGACCGGCAAGGACAUUGUCAUGAUGUCAUUGGUCAGACCAUUCACGCUGAACUUCACGGAGCCGAUGGUUUUCCUUCUCAACUUAUACAUCGCGCUGAUCUACGGCUUGCUUUACGUUUGGUUUGAAUCCUUCGUCAUCGUCUUCGUCGAGAUUUACGGCUUCGGCUUGGGCGCCGAGGGUCUCGCCUAUUUCGGUAUCCUGAUCGGAGCCUUUGUCGUCAUUGUCCCCUACUUCCUCUACCUCAAGUAUGUGCUCGAGCCCAAAUUCGACGAGAACGGCAAUGUCAAACCAGAAGAACGCUUGGUACCUACCAUGGUCGGAUGCUUUUUCAUCCCGAUCUGCCUUUUCUGGUUCGGCUGGACCUCCCGCGCGUCAAUCCACUGGAUCGUCCCCAUCAUUGGCUCCUCCUUCUUCUCUAUCGGGGCUGUCCUUCUCUUCAACAGCAUCCUCAAUUAUCUCCCGGACGCCUACCCGGAAUACGCCGCCAGUGUGCUCGCCGGAAACGAUCUCAUGCGAAGCAGUUUCGGUGCAGGCUUCCCGCUUUUUGCCGGUGCCAUGUACAACAACCUCGGCGUGGGCUGGGCGAGUAGUUUAUUGGCAUUUUUGGGCAUCGCGUUUAUCCCGAUUCCGUUCGUGCUUUAUAAGUACGGUGAAACACUCCGAAAGAACCACUCCAAGCACGCCCGCAAGGAUAUCUAG